Messenger RNA from Saccostrea echinata, 2703 nucleotides. RefSeq lists its product as uncharacterized. The transcript has 2 exons. Lineage: Eukaryota; Metazoa; Mollusca; Bivalvia; Ostreida; Ostreidae. The record is from RefSeq and is a predicted model, not a curated record. Gene Ontology annotation, molecular function: zinc ion binding. Bases 89 to 1762 code for a protein of 557 amino acids.
GGUAUUAUAGACUGUCUCUAUCUUAUAGUGCAUAUCAGACAAGGCCAGUGUAAGCUUGUGAUGGUGACACUGCAUCCAUUGUGCAAAAAUGGCAGAGGGAGACAAUGUUGAAGACCCAGAUAUUGUGUAUGCUCAGCAUUUUAUUGAAUGUGAGCUUUGCUCCAAUAUAGUGAGUCUUCAUUGUACUGUUUGUAAAGUCAGUCUCUGUGGUGAGUGUAUAGGUGCUCAUGUAAAUGCUAAGCCCACACAGGAACACAACAUUGUAUCUUUUAAGCUGAGGGCAUCCAUACCAAUUCUUCCACCAUGUACUAGUCAUAAAAAUGAGAAAUGCAAUUUGCUUUGCACUAAAUGUCAAAUUCCAGUUUGUGUGAACUGCAUAACACUUCAACACAAAGCUCACCCUGCUAUAAAACUGGAAGAUAAAUGCAAGCAAAAAAGCCUUGAAAUAGAAAUGGAAAGUGAAUCUUUGGAAAAUAAUGUUUGUAAGAAUCUGGAGGACACAAUUGCUAAAAUGCAAAAAGAACUGGAUGAAGUUCAUGUAAAAUAUGAAAAAAUGCAAACGGCAGUCACUGACCAUGGAAGAAAAUGGCACAAUGAAGUGGACAGGACAGUGCAAAAGUUCUCUGAAGAAAUAAAGAGUAUGGAAAAUCGAGACAUUACACUCUUAGAGAAACAAAUAGAAGAAAGCAAAGCCCUUCUUAGGGCACUCCGUGUCCACUGUAAAGAAGUAAAGAAGUUUGCGAAUUCUCUUGAUUUAAAAGAUAUUCUUGAUUAUCAGUUAAGAAAGGAAACAUCACAUCGUUUCAACUUUUCUUUAACUAUGCCCUCAUUUACCCCCACAAAAAUCAAAGAGAAUAAAAUGUUUGAAACUUUUGGCAAUCUUUUUUCCCAAAUACCACUACAGGUAAAAUCAUUUGCUUCAAAACAGGAAACUAUACGCAAAUUAUGCAGUAGAUCAACGGUCUGCAAGUCUGUGGAAACCAGUGUUGAUAACAUUUGCAAUCUUGUGUGCGUCAAUGACAAUACUGUCUGGCUGAAUGGUGAAAGCAAUACAAUGAUAUGCUUUAAGGAUACUGGUGUUGAAAUUGAAAGACAUAUAGCAAAGUUGGGAAUCAAACCUACCAACUUGGCCAUUACCAGACAAGGAGAUUUGAUUUAUGCCAUCUAUGAUUCAUGGCAUAGCUGUGUUUACAUAAUUACCAAUGGUAAAACCAAAGAAUUGAUCACGUUUGUGGACUGGAAACCGAUCGGAGUUUGUUGCACAGCAGACGAUAAAUUCCUUGUCUCCAUGGAAAGCAAGGAUGAAACUCAGGUCAAAAUUGCUCGCUUCUCAGGCUCGGAAAUAAUACAAGAAAUUCAGUAUGAUGACCAUCAUCAACCUCUCUAUGAGGCUGGAAAAUAUUACAUUCUGGUGGAAGAAAACAAAAACCUUGAUGUCUGUGCAUCAGAUCCAAACAAAAAUGAAGUGGUUGUCACCAACAAAAAUGGAGCUUUUCGAUGGAGGUACAAAGGAAAUCUGCAGACUGGAAAGUUUGAGUCCUUUUCUCCGAGUUUCAUAUGCUCAGAUAGCCAUAGCCAACUUUUAGUCAUGGACACAGAUAAUGAAUGUGUUCAUUUGCUAGAUAUGGAUGGAGUUUUCAUAACAUACAUUACACAUCCAAACAUCCACGGUAUUGGUGCCAUGAGUUUGGACAGAAGUGGAAGAUUAUGGAUAGCCAAUUACAAAGGGGGGCAGAUUAAUGUUUUCAAAUAUCUGCAAUAGUUAACAAUCACUAUAAUUUUUCAGCUAGAUCAGAGAUAAUAGUAAAUGGUUCCAUUUGUAUUCAUAUUCUUUAGUACAGUAAAACUUGGUUAUAACAAGUCACUGGGACCUGUGAAAUUACUUCACUAUAUCCGUAAUUCGUUAUAUCCGUGUAAGGAAUUCGUUAAAUUUUAUAUAGCUGGGCAUCGUGAAUUCGCAAUAUCUGUGUUCGUACUAAAUGAGUUUUACUGUAUCAUGAUACUUGCAUCAGAAGAAACUUCAGAGACAUUACAUUGGGACAGAACACCUCCCUCCCACCCCUUUCCAACAAAAUACACACAAUUUCCACAAAUGUACAACAGGCUAUGUUUGAUUUUGUUGAUUGGAAUUACUGAAAAAAAAUGAAAUUUUCAAUUAUUUACUAGCAAUGUACAAAGGAUUACCUAUAAUAGCAGAAUUGGUCAUCUGGGUGUAUUCUUAUUAAAAUGAAUUUAAUAAAGUGUACUGUCACAGGGUAUGAUAUACCUGUCAAAUAUUGUUCAAUUAUCAUAAACAGUUUAAAAUGCAGGGCAGAAAAUCAUGUCAACCUUGAUACAAAGACUUCAAUGAAUUUUCCAUUCCUAAUGUUUGAUGUGCAUCUCCUGUGUAGGUAUUAAUUAGAACAAAUAAUACAUCAUACAUACAGUCAAACUUCGUUAUCUCGAACUAAAUGGGACCGAGAAAAAACUUAGAGAUAUCCGAGUAUUCAACAUAUCCAGGGUAAAAAUAAGGGGUUGGGACAUCCAAAUCACUUCAACAUAUCCAUGGUAAUUGAGAUAUCAGUUUUCGAGAAGUUCAACUGUAUUUCUUAACUGGUUGUGUUAAGAGUUUUACAAAUACCCAUCUGCAGUUUUGUUCAUUGUAUUUUUUUAUGAAUGAUUAUUAUAAUAAUGCUACAGCCUAAUAAAACAUCAAAACACUAA